Messenger RNA from Trichomonas vaginalis G3, 198 nucleotides. RefSeq lists its product as uncharacterized. The transcript has a single exon. The record is from RefSeq and is a predicted model, not a curated record. The coding region runs from base 1 to 198 and encodes 65 amino acids. NCBI's taxonomy places the organism in Eukaryota, Parabasalia, Trichomonadida, Trichomonadidae.
AUGUAUGUAGACCCAAGACUCGUAAACUAUAUAGCAAUGUGGGCUUCUCCAAAAUAUUGUAUAGCAGUUGGAAAAAUUCUGGACUCCAUAGACAAGAAAGUUCAUGAGAAAUUAGAUGAAGAAGAACUUGAAGAUACAGUAAAGAAUGCUAAACCUUUGUUCGAACAAGAAGUUAGAAAAAUGUGCUUAAACAAAUAG